UGCCCGCUUCCGCCUCGGUGCCGGAGGGCCCGGCCUGGACGCCUUCCCGCCCCGGGGCCGGCCCUCUCGGUCCUUCCUAAAGAACGCCUUUCAGCGCCCCGACGUCCCGGCUCCGGGCCUGUCCAGCGACGGUCUGCCCGGCUGUGCCUGGGGAACGCGGGGCCGCGGCCGUCCGUGCGCCUGCCUGCUGGAGCCGGGCGGCGCUGCGCGGGGUGUGCCGCGGGCCGGGACCGGCGGUGAGGGGUGUGGGAGGUUGGCGGCCCGCCGGCACGAAGGGAAGCGUCCUGGCAGAUCCGUGCGGUUUACGUCUUCUUUCGUUGCGACUGCGGGCAAUAUUGGAGCAGCCUACCUAAUGAUCCACCUUCCUGACUCUUCCUAACAUAAAGCCUGGAAUAAUAAAAGUGAUUUAAAUGCCAUAGCAUAUUUGAAAUCAAGCUGUUCUUCCAUGGAAUACUCAUGGCCUGAGGAAAAUGUCACAGGCUGCCUUCUCUACUCACCAGGAGGAAGGGUUUCUCACCAUGGCCAUAACACAGUUUCGGCUCUUUAAAAUCUGUACUUGCCUGGCAGCUGUGCUUUCUUUUAUUAAAAAGUUAAUAUGCAGGUCUGGAAGAGGGCGAAAGUUAAGUGGAGACCAAAUAACUUUGCCAACAACUGUGGAUUAUUCAUCUGUUCCCAAACAGCCAGAAGUAGAAGACUGGUCUUCAUGGGAUGAAGAUGCACCUACCAGUGUGAAGAUUGAAGGUGGCAAUGGUAAUGUGGCAGCUCAGCAAAAUGCUGUGGAACAAAUGGAACCUGAUUAUUUUAAAGACAUGACGCCAACUAUAAGAAAAACUCAAAAAAUAGUUAUUAAAAAACGAGAGCCUUUAACUUUUGGAGUUCCAGAAGGAAACACAGGAUUCUCUAGCAGAUUAGCAGCUACACAAGAUAUUCCUUUUAUUCACCAGUCUCCUGAACUGGGAGACUUGGAUACUUGGCAAGAAAAUACUAAUGCCUGGGAAGAAGAGGAAGAUGCUGCCUGGCAGGCAGAAGAAGUUCUUAGACAACAGAAGUUAGCAGAAAGGGAAAAAAGAGCAGCAGAACAACAACGAAAGAAAAUGGAGAAAGAGGCCCAAAGGUUAAUGAAAAAGGAACAGAACAAAAUUGGUGUAAAACUCUCCUAACAGUAACCAGGCAUCGGUGGAAGGAUCCCACCUCUACAACAUGCAUAUUGGUAUUAAUUUAAGUAUUUCCAGGACUUCAACUCGCUGCUUGGUUUCAGUGCAUUCUUCAAGUCAUCUUGGAAGCCAGAAUUCUCCCAAAAUAUCUCGAACUACUAAUAGGUAGUUCUUCAAGGGAAAAAAACCCAAAACCAUACAAAAUCAUGCCUUGAUGGAAUGAAAUUUCCUACAAUAAUUCUAUUCCAGUACCCUUCUUUGCAGCAAAUAUGAUUGAGCAAAAGUGAUUGAGAGACACUCUUAAUGAACAGCUCGAGCCUAGGGAAAAGAAUGUAAAUAUUCUGUGGUGGGGAAUCUACUGUAUUGUCUGUGCUUACCUGAAAUAUGUAAUUAAACAGUUUUAAAGAACCUUUUGCUUCCUACCUGA
Molecule: messenger RNA, 1581 nt
Organism: Phasianus colchicus (ring-necked pheasant)
Lineage: Eukaryota; Metazoa; Chordata; Aves; Galliformes; Phasianidae
Gene: EBAG9
Product: estrogen receptor binding site associated antigen 9
Cellular component (GO): secretory granule
Source: RefSeq, a predicted model, not a curated record